UUCGCCAUGUUUUUUUUUUCUGUUGAAGUUGCCAUCGUCCCAUUUUGAUUAUCUUGGUAAAUUUUUAUCUUCAAGGAUGGUAGAAAAUAAUAAUAUCACAUUUUUUUCUAUCCAAAAUGUUGACCACCAAAAUCACUGCCAUGCUGUACCAAUAUUAAGCCCGUUUUCAACGAUUUGCCAUGCAUUUUAGAGAGAAAAAUCAGGAUUUCACAUUGUUUUUCGCCAUAACGAAAUUGUUCAUGUAGCCAGGUGACAUUUUUCUUGUUAUAUAUCAUCUCAAUCUUGUGUGCUUUUUGUACACCUCACGUUUUCUACUUUCUGAAACUAAUCAUAUUUUUUUAGAUGAAUCGUAUUAUUAUUCAGCAUGGCAGAAAAACAUCCUCCAUAUGUUUUGCAAAAAAUACAAUAAAGCCUGCUACGUAUGUGCUCCAAUCAGGGCUUUUUGGCCCAAUUAUUUUUUUUCUUUUUCUUUUUUGAACAUAGGUCAGGUCCUAUUCCAGCAACAAGUCAAGAGGUUCGAUCUGACCGGGAGGUUCCCCGUAUAUUUAACGUCAGCUAGAUAUCCGGGUACGUACCAGGAAAGGGAUCCGUUGGAGAGACUCCAGCCCUCGUUCGUUCCCGUCUUGUUGUUCCCCACCGAUCGUCCUCCCAGAAGCCAAGCCCCGCUGGCCGCCGUCAGUGCCCUAAUCCAAAAUACCACCGUAAGAUCACCACCCGUUACUCUUUGUUCAAUUUUUCCCACACAGAUCGAUGGUUUCCUCUCUCUAUUUAAUUUGCAGAUCCUGUCUCCCGCUUCUGAUCCAUGUUCGAGAGGAACACCAAGUCGAGGCUGGAAAGCCAUCCAGGGCUGACGUCAGAGGCGGCCGGCCUGCUCACCGACGACCUCAUCCUGGAGAUCUUCUCCCGUCUCCCUGCCAGAUCCCUUCACCGCUUCAAGUGCGUCUCCGUGUCCUGGCGCGACCUCAUCACCGACCCCGCAAACCGCAACGAGCUGUCCCAGACUCUCGCCGGCUUCCUGUACACGUUCCCCGGCCGCAGGGACCACCACUUCGCCAGCGUCUCCGGGGACGGUGCAGCCCCAUUCGACCUUUCCCUCCCUUACCUGCGCAAUGACAAGGACGAUAAGGGCAUCACCCUCGUGGACGCCUGCAAUGGUCUUCUUCUCUGCCGUCGCCACAAGAAGAACAAGGCGACCCCUUGGAAAGAGGAUGAUUUCGGUUUUGUGGUGUGCAAUCCCACCACAGGGAGGUGGGUGGAGCUGCCCCCACAACCGCAGGCGCCGCCGAGAAGAUAUACCCACACCGCAAGCCUGGCUUUUGAUCCGGCAGUAUCGUUCCAUUUCCACGUUCUUCAUUUUGAAGAGACCUAUACGGGGUCUUACAUCACAGGAGUGAACAUCUACUCGUCGCGAACAGGAGCAUGGAGUCAUAGGGACAGCAGUGGGAUGGUUGAGAAAGUUACCCUGUUCUCUAGGAGUAAAUGUGUCUUUGCUGGAGGUAUGAUGUACCUCAUGGGCAAUCUGGAGGAGAUGAACGGAGAGUAUGUGCUGGUGGGGGUGGACAUGGACGGGAAAGUGUGGAAGACUAUCCGCACGCCGUAUGGUCGAAGAUUUGGUACGAUUGGAUUGUCUCAAGGGUGCUUACACUAUGUUGUAGCUUCUGUCGGUGAUUACGAUGCAAUCCAGGUUUCUGAGAUAGCGCUCUGGUGCCUCAAGGAUCGUGAUAGUAAAGAAUUAGUCCUGAAUCAUACUGCCAACAUCAAUAAGCUUAUGAGCAUGACUGAAAAGAUGUACAUGGUGGCUGAGAUUCAUCCAGAUUGCGACACCAUUUUCUUGGUUUCAUUUGGUGGUGAUACCUUGGCAGCGUACGAUAUGCGACAUCAGAAAGUUGGUUGUAUCCUUAAUCUUGAGAAGAACACACGAUGGUUUCUACCUUAUGUUCCUCUAUUCUCGGAGUCAUUAGCAGAUGAAGAUUGUCGGUAG
This is a messenger RNA of Aegilops tauschii subsp. strangulata, 1981 nucleotides long. RefSeq names its product F-box protein At5g49610-like. The record is from RefSeq and is a predicted model, not a curated record. NCBI's taxonomy places the organism in Eukaryota, Viridiplantae, Streptophyta, Magnoliopsida, Poales, Poaceae. Gene Ontology annotation, molecular function: protein binding.